Molecule: messenger RNA, 503 nt
Organism: Nymphalis io (European peacock)
Lineage: Eukaryota; Metazoa; Arthropoda; Insecta; Lepidoptera; Nymphalidae
Product: probable RNA-binding protein EIF1AD
Exons: 3
Coding region: 67-489 (140 amino acids)
Biological process (GO): translational initiation
Cellular component (GO): nucleus
Molecular function (GO): RNA binding; translation initiation factor activity
Source: RefSeq, a predicted model, not a curated record
GACCCGUUUAUAAUUUAUAUUUCUACGUUGAUUAUAUUAUUUAUAUAUUAAAAAAUUGUGUUAAAUAUGUCGAAAGUAACGAAAAGGAAGCAUGUAAUGAAUGAAGCUUUGUGGGACGAUUAUGAGUUGCCGAAAGCAAAUCAAAGUAUUGUCAAAGUUUUGAAAAGUAGAGGAAACAAUCUUCAUGAGGUCACUACUCCUGCCGGUGAAGAAUAUUUAGUAUCAAUGCCUACUAAGUUUCGAAAAAAUAUAUGGGUAAAACGUGGAAGCUACAUCCUAGUCGAACCAAUAACAGAGGGAGACAAAGUAAAAGCGGAAAUAGUAAAAAUUAUGAAGAAGGACUCUAUAAAAUAUUACAAAGAAAACAAUUUGUGGCCUAAAGCAUUUGAUGACAAUAGAAAACAAGAUGAAGCACUUAACUCUAGUGACUCUAGUGACUCUAGUGAUGAUAGUGAUAGCAAUAGUGAGAUAGAAAAUAGUAGCAAAUAAAUAAAUAUACACUA